Molecule: messenger RNA, 924 nt
Organism: Rotaria sordida
Lineage: Eukaryota; Metazoa; Rotifera; Eurotatoria; Philodinida; Philodinidae
Source: the annotation of a GenBank genome assembly
AUGUCCGAUUUGUCAGAUCUCGACCGACAAUUAGAACAAUUACGACGAUGUGAAUUAAUUAAAGAAAGCGAAGUUAAAAUGUUAUGUACCAAAGCACGUGAAAUACUUGUUGAAGAAAGUAAUGUUCAAUGUGUUGAUUCACCUGUUACAAUAUGUGGUGAUAUUCAUGGACAAAUGUUUGACUUAUUAGAAUUAUUUCGCGUUGGAGGCGAUGUUCCACAAACAAAUUAUUUAUUCUUAGGCGAUUUUGUUGAUCGUGGUUUUUAUAGUGUUGAAACAUUUUUAUUAUUACUUGCACUUAAAGUUAGAUAUCCUGAUCGAAUAACAUUAAUUCGUGGUAAUCAUGAAUCUCGUCAGAUUACACAAGUUUAUGGUUUUUAUGAUGAAUGUUUAAGAAAAUAUGGUUCAAUUAUGGUAUGGCGUUAUUGUACAGAAGUUUUCGAUUAUUUAAGUUUAUCAGCUGUUAUUGAUGGAAAAAUUUUUUGUGUUCAUGGUGGUCUUAGUCCAUCAAUAAAUACACUUGAUCAAAUUCGGCAAAUUGAUCGAAAAAUGGAAGUACCACAUGAUGGACCAAUGUGUGAUCUUUUAUGGUCUGAUCCAGAAGAAACACUUGGUUGGGGUGUAAGUCCACGUGGUGCUGGUUAUUUAUUUGGUAGUGAUGUUGUUUCACAAUUUAAUCAAACAAAUAAUAUUGAUUUAAUUUGUCGUGCACAUCAACUUGUUAUGGAAGGUUAUAAAUGGCAUUUUAAUGAAACAGUUUUAACAGUAUGGUCAGCACCAAAUUAUUGUUAUCGUUGUGGAAAUGUUGCUGCUAUACUUGAACUUGAUGAACAUCUUAAUCGUGGUUUUACAAUAUUUGAAGCAGCACCACAAGAUCAACGUUCAUCAGCAACAAAACGUGUUAUACCCGAUUAUUUUCUUUAG